UACAUUAAAAACGAAAGAGGAAGUAAAUUUGAAACUGUACAACUCUAGUCUUUCGUUUUGAAAACAUAGAUGUACAAAAGGGUAAUUCAAUUUUCGGAGUUGUGAAGUAUUGACACAAUAAAUUAUACAUGUUUAUAUAAAUCAUGGCAUCCAAAGACUUCUUCCUGGUCGCCGCCAUUGAUUUCGGCACCACUUUCUCCGGCUACGCGUUCUCGGAAGUCACGGAGUUCCAGGCGGACCCUCUGCGCGUCUCCACCUGCACGUGGGGCUCGAGCACGAACUCCGUCAUGUCCCUGAAGACGCCGUCCAGCAUCCUCUUCCGGCCGGAAAAGACGUUUGACUCGUUCGGGUUCGAGGCGGAGGACAAGUAUAGCAACCUCUCGCUGGACAACAUGCAUCGCUCCUGGUACUACUUCCGACGCUUUAAGAUGAUGCUUUACAAUUCGAAGGACGUGCACCGCAGCAAUCUGUUGAAGGACGAGACGGGGAAGGAGAUGUCGGCUAUCGACGUCUUCGCGGCGUCCAUCCGCUACAUGAAAGACCACCUUGGGGACUUCCUGUCGCGCCGGAGCACGCAGAUCCGAGACAACGAGAUCCGGUGGGUCCUAACCGUGCCUGCCAUCUGGGACGACGCGGCAAAACAAUUCAUGCGUGAAGCGGCAGAAAAAGCAGGAAUAGACGGGAAAGCUUUAUUGCUGGCUCUUGAACCGGAAGCGGCUUCAAUGUGCUGCAAGUACCUUCCGGUUGAGAGAACGGAGACGCGUAUUGAGUGUUUUUCUCCGGGGUCAAAAUACCUCGUACUUGACGCUGGAGGUGGCACGGUCGACAUCACGGUCCAUGAGGUGAACCCAGACGGGACACUGAAGGAGCUGCACAAGGCAAACGGCGGUCCCUGGGGCGGCACCACGGUGGAUGAGGCCUUUCUAGACUUCCUGUCCGAAAUACUGGGCGCGGACGUGCUGGAGGCAUUCCGAGACAGGCACCGAGACGACUACAUCGACCUGCUACGAGAGUUUGAAACGCGGAAAAGAGCAGUCAAACCCGAUUCAGAUAGCCGGGUCACGUUCAAGAUGCCAAUCUCAUUGCACGAACUGUACCGCGAGAAGAAGAAAGCCGAGAUCCGAGAUGCAGUGCGCGACCACCCGAAAUAUGGGGGAAAAAUCACCUGCGCAGGAGACAAGAUGCGAGUUGAAGCUGACCUCGUUAAAGAUAUGUUUAGCAAGACAUGCGCCGACAUUGUACAGCACGUAAGAAAACUGCUUCUAAACCCAGUUACAAAGGGUACCAGUACAUUAUUGAUGGUCGGCGGGUUCUCUGAGUCACCGAUGCUGCAAGACGCCAUCAAGAAGGGGUUCCCGGACAAAAAGGUCGUCGUGCCACCGGAUGCGGGACUGACGGUUCUCAAAGGAGCGGUCAUCUUCGGGCAUAACAGCGAAAUGAUCGUGUCCCGCAUUGCUAAAUACACGUACGGAAUGAAGUGCUUUCGAAGUUUUAACUCGGCGAUUCAUCCACCUGAACGAAUGCAGAUUAUUAACGGUAGGAAGGAGGUUCCUGGUUGCUUCGAUAAGCUCGUUGAGGUAGGAAAAUUAGUUUCUCCUGAUAAACCUGUUGGACCUAAAACGUAUUUUCCUUUCGAAAAUCAUAGCGGUUUCACUAUUAAACUGUUUGCGUCCCCAAAGACAGACCCAUCGUUUGUUGACGAGGAGGGGUCCAUUCCAAUCGGCGAAGUGGAUGUUGAUUGUCGAGAUGACAAGGGAUCGGUCACCUCUGCCGAUGUUUACCUGAUCUUUGGUGGGACUGAGCUUGAGUUGAAAGCAGUUCAUUCGGAUACAGGCAGAGAAACGAAAGCUAAAUUUGACUUCUUGGGAUAGACUCCUCUGCAUAUUUAAGAUGUCCGUAUGAAAACAAUGUGGAUGGACUUUGAAAAUAAAAAAGGAGUACGAUUUUGUCAAAUAUUUAUUAAUUUAUAUCAAAUGUGUAAAAAAAUUAUUAAACAUAUAUUUGUAUAUAAAUUAAAAUAAAAGUUAAGAAGAACAUGUGUCGAAAAAUGCGAAAUAAGCCAGAUAUUUAAUUCUGAAAUCCAAAAUGUCUAUACAGUCGAAUUCGCCAGCCUGUAAAUCAUGCAUGUACGAUGUGAAUCUAAAUUUAGUUUAACGGUUCAUUUUAAAUACCUGCAACGAUAUCUAUUUAUACGAUACACGAACACUUACUAAAAGACGAAUGUUUCGGUUAUUGUAGGAAAAUAUGUACGUAGUAUCUUCGUCACAAUCGGCCCCGGGCGCUAAUUUGUCUUUGCUGCAUUUUAUGAAAUUCGUCUUUAAUGUAUAAUUUUUCUUGCCUAUUUUGUGUUAUUGAAACAUAUUUUAUCAAUUUAUUACAAUUUAACACAUAUACAAAAUCGUAUAAUCUCGCUUUAACAUGGUCAGAGUUGAGUUGUAACAUUUCACAAAUUUAUUAUGUGUUUAUAUACAAUUAACGAGUAUUUGAAAGACUAUCUCUGUGUUGGCAACUUCGUUAAAAUAAAACAUGUAUUUUCUG
Dreissena polymorpha is the source of this 2538-nucleotide messenger RNA. RefSeq names its product heat shock 70 kDa protein 12B-like. Gene Ontology annotation, molecular function: ATP-dependent protein folding chaperone; ATP binding. The transcript has 5 exons. Bases 144 to 1871 code for a protein of 575 amino acids. The record is from RefSeq and is a predicted model, not a curated record. Lineage: Eukaryota; Metazoa; Mollusca; Bivalvia; Myida; Dreissenidae.